CUCCUAUAUGUGUCGGUGGUGCGUUGUGGUUAGAUGCGAUCGGCUCAGGCUGUUCAUUCGCAAUCACAUCGCACAAAGCCGUGCACCAUCCACAGAGCCAUCCAUGCAACACGCCCAACCGACUCGCACACCGUCUCUCCCACUCAGGAUCAUCUGUCUGUCUGUCUGUCUGUGUUAAGGCUCGCCGAGGGGCUCGGCAGCCACCGCCCUGACACUUCAAUUCCCCCACCGUGUGUGUGCCUUGCCUUGCCUUCUGUCCGCCCAUCUCUGGUGCUGUCUGUCCUCUCUCUCCGACACACACACACCUCUCCUUACACCUCUCUCUCUGGUCGGCCAAUGCACAUGAGUGGGGGCAAAUGGGAGAGGGGAGCGGAGGGAAGGGGACAGCAGCAUGACAGACAGGAAGCGCCGAAUGAGCCAGACAGACAGACAGACAGACGGGCAGAGAGGUGUAAGGAAACGAUUGACAGCUUUACGUGUCAUGAGGAGAGGAAGAGGCAUUCCAUCCAGCCAUCCAUCUAUCCAUGAGCCAUCACCAUCGCACCACACCACCACACGGCUCGAGGGAGUCCCCGCCCUCCCCCCUCUAUCUACCGGCAACCCACACUGGCAAGAUAGAAUAUGUCGGGCAGAUCGUUCCAAUAUCAACACCACCGCUCGGCCUGACAUAAACCGAAAAAUAUCAGACACAUCAUUGUGUACGUCGUGAGCGUAUCAUCUGCUCGUGUCUGUCGUGUUUCACACACCUCAGCUGUCUAUUGGCCGAAGAUCCUGGCUGAGAUGACGGCCCCCAGCACCACACGCGCCAGCCGAGUGGUCUCCGGGAAGCGGUCCUUGAAAGCACCACCCACACCAGACACAGCCGACUCGGUCGUGUGGACUGACACAUUCACUGGAAACGAAGGAGAGAGAUGAGAGUGGUCCCGUCUGUGCGCAUGGGCUGACCGCUGAGGCCCAGCACAUGCUGGACGAUGAUCCAUGCGACGAAGGGGUGGCCGGCGCCGGUCAGGACGAGACGACGACUAGGGAAGCCGGGAGUGGAGCCGAAUGAUGCGGUUGUGGUGCAUCCCUCCACCGGUGUGUGAGGAGACUGCGUCAUGAGGGUGUGCAGCCGGUUGUUGUCAGCAAACCUGACACACACAAAAAAAACACUCGUGUGUCGUGACAAUGCCCACACAGAGUGGUGCCCCGCCUCACCUGUCGAAAACGCGGCAAGUGCUGUUGUGCUGGUGAGUCCCCCUGAAGCGGUUGAUGAUGAUCCUCUUGACGCACGACGACACAGACGAGUAGUCCCAACCGCCAGCAAACAGCGACCGCCAGCUCGCGGACCAUAGUAGACGCCGCUGCGGACCGCUGGGUCAUGCGGCUGUCGGUGCUGCUGGUAGGGGUGGUUGGGAGGGAGGGGCGGGUCGAAGUCGAUCUCGAAGCCGGCUUGGUCCUUGAUGGCCCGCAGUGUGUUGCCGUGCUGGAACAGGUGGAAGGUCCUGUUGAUGCCGAAUUGGAUGUGGCGGCCGACCAACUUGAGCUGGGCCAAUACACGGGGAUCGGCCAAAUACGCCUGCACACACAACACAUCAACACAUCAACACAGGCACCACACCGAUUGAGAGCCAUUGUCCCUCCCUCGGUUGGCUUACCGUCUUGUUUGGGUAUCGGUGCAGAUCGGUCGCCGUGAGCCUCACAGGCAGCUGGCAGCAGCCACACUGCCCCGCCAGCUCAAUGACCUCGCUCAUCUCACUCCAGCCGCCCGCCUCCGUCACACACAGCGCCGCCAACAGGUCUCCCUCGCCCAUCUGCUGCUGGUCAAAUGUCAGCAGCUGCUGUCCUUUGGCCGUCCGCCGCAGCCCCGCCUGUGUGCUGAGUUCAUGGCUGAGCCGCUGCCGCAGCUGAGGCGCUCCGAAGAGCUCUUUGAGCCAUCUGCAGGUCUUCCUCAGACGCAGCACGUCUCGCAGCAGAAAAUCGCUGCUGCGGUGGGCGCAGACGUACCACACGGGGUGCUGCUGUUGCUGCUGCUGUUGCUGCUGGGCGGGGGCCGUCAGAUCUGCCGACAGUGAGCUGGCACCUCCCUGUUGCUGCUGUGUCGCUGCCGCAGCACCACCCGCACCAAUCGAGCCACCUGAAGGCACCACACAGCAUAGAAGGGUCAUGACAAUGUGCAGUCCACCAACAGCAGCCGAUGGUUGGCGUACCUCCGAUAUGCCCACCAUCCGCAGGGCUGACGUCUACGCUUCUUGGCGCCGCCGUCAUCAGGCACCUGACCAGCACCUGACCAGCGACCCACAUCAAUGAGUUUGUGUGUCUGUGUGGGUGGGUGUGGACUUGUGCGUACCACUCUGUAGCUAUGCUGUUUGUUGCUGUCGGUCUCUUCUUGCCGCCCACCUCUGGAGGGAGCCGGGGCGUCGUGGCUACUGUCCAUCUGACGAACACGGGUCAACCACCUGCACCAAGGAAGCAGCCACACAGCGAGAUGGGAUGCAGGCAUCAGUGUGCCUGUGCUCUCAGUCUGCCGACUCACUCACUCCUCUGCAGUGUGUCAGUUUUGGCGUCAGCCUUCGAGUUUUUGAGCCACAAAGAAGCAGCCACAAGAAGCUUGUUGGAUUGAUGUGUGGUUUUGCCAGCCAUCCAACAAGCUCGCAAAAGAAGAAGAGACGGGACGAUUUUAAGGCAGCGUGGACGUCACCCAUAUUCUUCGCUGAGGCCUCUGAAGCACUCGGGGCUGCCGAGCAUUUCGUCUUUCUCGGGAUCGAGUGAGGAUCGAAUUCCCAU
This is a messenger RNA of Vitrella brassicaformis, 2766 nucleotides long. Lineage: Eukaryota; Vitrellaceae. The record is from the annotation of a GenBank genome assembly.